GUUAAUGCACGCAAUUUGCUUAUGCCAGCUUAGAACUUGCUGGCAUCAUGAAAGCACAUAGUGAGUGCCGCAGCUGGGGAUGAAUGAGGCGCCGACUUCGCCCACUUCACCGACUUCACCGACAUCGCCUUCGAACUCGGUGACGUUUUCCACACGCUUCUCAUCGCAGUGGGAUGGUGGCAAGGGCCUCUUGAACCUGGCGGGAGAUGCCAUCAAAGUGUGUGUCCGGGUGAGACCUUUAAGCAGCAAGGAGUCGGAGAACCAACAGAGAAUAUGUGUGCGCAUUCCACCCGAGCCCGAAUCACCGCACACGACCAGAGUGAUGAUGUUGAAUCCCAAUGACUUUAGCCACUCCAGGAACUUUUCCUUUGACAGGGCAUUUUGGUCCGUGAAGCCGACGGACAACCAUUUUGCCUCACAGGAGAAGAUCAUGCAGGAUCUUGGAGCAGAGCUGCGUGAACAUGUGAUGGACGGCUACAACAGCUGCCUCAUUGCCUAUGGUCAGACCGGCAGUGGGAAGACGUACACCAUCUUGGGACACGAGACGCCCGAACAAGCUGGUUUGCUUCCACGGAUCUCCGAGGACAUCUUCAAGAACAUCCCGAACCUGAGGAACACCACCAAUGAGUUCACGGUCACAAUCUCUUAUUUGGAGAUUUACAACGAACAGAUUCGAGACUUGCUGGUCUCUCCCGAGGAGCCGCGCUACAAACUGGAGGUCCGUGCUCAUCCCAAAUUUGGCAACUUUGUGCAUGGAGUGAAGGAGGUGCCGGUCAUGGAUUGGCCCAACAUGAAGGCAUGGCUGGAUUUUGGAGUCAAAGCGAGGGCGGUGGCCAGCACCUCCAUGAAUGCCACCUCAAGCCGAUCUCAUUGUAUCUUUAGCAUGGAGAUCGUCCACAAGAUUUGGAACAGCGGUGCCAAGACCCAGCAAAGAUCCAAGUUGAACGUGGUGGAUUUGGCUGGCUCUGAGCGACAGAAGAAGUCGCAGACCUCGGGGAGCCGUUUGAAGGAGGGAGCCAUGAUCAAUCAGAGCUUGUCCAACUUAGCUUUAGUCAUCAGUCGGCUCGCCGAUUUGGCCAAGAACAUCCACAAGGAAAACAAGAAAGCCAUGGACUUCAUCCCCUUCAGGAACUCCAAGUUGACCUUCUUGUUGGAAGACUCCUUGCGGGGGAACUCCAAGAGCGCCAUGAUCGCAGCAUUAUCUCCAGCUGGAUCUGACUACGAGGAGACCAUGAGCACCUUGCAGUUUGCGCAGCACGUCAAGGCGGUGAAGACGAAUGCCAAAAAGAAUUUGAUCAAAGAAGACCACGUGUUGCAAGAACUUGAAGCCGAAUGUGCCCGCCUGCGGCAUCUGGUGGAGACCGGUGCAGGGCAAAGCCAAAUUCAAGAGCUGGCAGCCUUGGAGGAGAUGCAGAGGAAGUAUGGACGAAACUUUCAAGAACAACUGAAGCUGGCCCAGGAGCUCCAGGCCCAACGGGAAGCGCUGCUGAAGAACGCCGGACUCACCUCCCUGGAGAUGUCCAAGAGUAUUGGCCUCGAAGACCACACUCCGCACUUGCUGAAUGUGUGCUACGAUCCGGAGCUCAAUGGAUGCUUGAUCUACUUCUUGCGAAGAGGGGUGCCUUGCACGCUCGGAAGCGAUGCCAGCAACACCAUCUCGUUGAAGGGUUUGGGGAUGCUGCCCCAGAUGUGUGAGAUCAAGAACAUCGACAAUUGCAAGGUUCUUCUUUACCACAAAGCUGGCCGUGUUCUCUUGAACGGCCGCCUCAUUGGAAGCCAGGAUGAGAAGGGAAAGGACGAGGAGACCCUCAGGCACAAUGAUCGCAUUAUCGCAGGGCAUGCCUUUUGCUUUCGCUUUAUUUUUCCACUGGAGAGCAAUAUGGGAGAGGAGUUGCCACUGGAGACUGCACUGGAUGAGAUGGACAUGGGGGAUGAUCAGAACUACCAGCGAUGCUUGCUGCUCACCAAGAACUUCCAAAACCGGAUCGGCGAUGUCCGUGCACGCCAGUUCCGCCAGAUCUUUCAGAAGGUUUGCAGGCUGGUGGACGAGGCCAACCAAAUGGCUGAGACCUUGUGCCCUCUGGAGCGCUUGAGGUUCAGUGCGGAAGUGCUCACGGACUUCUUCGGAAAUUCUGGGAAAGAUGAGACGGUGGAAACCAUCGUCCGCCUGCGACGCUUGGAGACGGGCAUGGCUCGCUGGCGCUCCAUCGUGCGGACGAAGGUCCUGGGACGCAAGUCCUCGUCUUUGUUGGAUCACUUUGUCAAUAUUAGCAUGCAGAACGUGCAGCUGUGGUCCGACCAGACUAGCCUCCUGAUGAAAGUGGAAGAGUUCCACCAGCGCUUGCAGUGCUUUCGUGAUGUCUUUAAGGCAGUGGUGACAGAUGGACAUGCCAUAGAGGAUUUGCAGCCAUCCGAACGAGACUGUUGGAGUCGAACUCCUCCAUGGGUGGCAGCAGAUUUGGAACAGGAGCAGCUGGAACGUGAGAUCGCCCUCAAGGAGCAUCUCACACAGGGAAAGUCGGGCAGAGAGGAAGUCCUGGAGGAGCAACUCGCCAGCAUGCAGCGAUUGCUCCACGCCAAGGACUCCCGGAUCGAAUCCUUGGAGGCCGCCUCCCAGGUGGAGCUGGAACGUGAGAUCGCCGUCAAGCAUCGAGCUGCUCAGGGAAAGUCGGGCAGAGAAGAAGUCCUGGAGGAGCAAGUCGCGAGCUUGCAGCGAAUGCUCCACGCCAAGGACCGGCGGAUCGAAUCCUUGGAGCUGGCCGGUUCGAAGGGUACUGUGUGGACCUCGGGCCGAAGGUCCAGCUUCGGAGAGCGACGGCCCAGUGUGGACCACGCAAAAGAGGUGCCGUCGAACCGAAGGGAGGCCCAUGGCCAAGUCAUGAGAGGUGUGAAGGAGUUGGUGGAGAGUGGUCAAGAGCUUCGGGAGGCCGAAGCCGAGCUCCUGGAGAGGCACUUGCAAGACUUUGAGGGCCGCCAGAAUACAUUCCUAGAGAAGUUGAAGGCUUUACGUUCAGAGGUGCGCUCUGAAGUGGAUGCCCUCAUGGCCUCCGAGGCAGCGAACUUGGAUGGCCUUGAGCAGCUGCGUGGUGAGUUGGAAGAUCAGCGGAAGCAAGUCCAGCAGCAGAAGGAUCUACAGCAGGAUCUGCAGACAACGCUGGACAACGAGCGUGCGCGCAUGGCCGUUCUCACGGAGAGCAACGAAGAGCUCUUGAGGGCCUGCGAGGAGCGCCACCGGGGUGAUGUGGAAGCACAAAGCAUGGCGGAGAAGGCCCUCAGGGACGAAGAACACCGCUUGAAUGCGAUGCGCGAAGCCUUGGAGAGGGAAUACCAAGUACAGCAACAACAGCUGGACGCCGAAUUUGAUGCUGCCACCAACUUGCUCUUGUGCGCCCGAGAGCAGCUGUCCAAAAGAGAGCGACACCCACCGCGCAGUGGGAUCUCGAUCUUGUGGAUCUCGGUGACCUUUCGCGUGCGUGCGGAGACCGACUUUGGUGAUGAUGUUUACGUGGUGGGCCAUGGUGCGUCGCUGGGAACCUGGAAACCGCAAGAAGGUGUGCUUCUGCGGACUCAUAUCGAAUGCUACCCAGUGUGGUUCACCACCAUCCAGAUGCCUUUGGACGUGACCAAGAGCCGCGACAUCAACACGGAGUACAAAUUUGUGAUCAAAAGGGCUGGGGGCCAGAUUCAAUGGGAGGAUGGCCCCAACCGGCUGCUGCCGCUGAAGCUGCACCCAGACAUGACGAUGGAAAGCCUCCCUCCCCACGUGGCCUUCUUCGGGCAGACGCUGGGCAUUCCAGAGAUGCCGCAGCCCACUUUGGCACCAGUCCUGAGCAUGAGCACGAUGGCCACGAUGAUGGCCGUGUCUGACUCAGAGGAGGGCGAUGGAAUUGCAUCGCCUUGCUCUUCUUUGGCCACGCUGCCGCUGGCGGACUCCGAGGGUGCCCUCUCUGAGCCGAAGGAGGAGGUCUCCCCUGAACCGGAACCGGUGGAGCCUUCGCCCACACCGGAGCCGCUGGAUGCCCCUGCGCUGGUGGAGCCAGCGAAGGUGACCGCCGUGACGGCGCCAGCGAAGGUGAAGACCGUGCAGGCGGAGCCGGAGUCCAUCCGCUUCGAAGCGGGAGCGCACCGACUCUCCAAGCCGUCAGGCCGCUGUGAAGAUGCCUUCUUCUUCAGCACCAAGGCUGCUGGUGUGGCCGACGGCGUGGGGCAGAUGGAGCAGUUCUCGGAGUACGGCGUGGAUGCCGCGAAGUAUGCCGACGAGUUGAUGCAGCUCAGCGCCAAGCACGUCCAUGCCAACCCUGGGCGCCCCAUCGCCGCGCUGAUGCGUGCCGAGCGGGACGCCACCAGCUACGGCGCUUGCACGGCCUUGGUCAUGGCCAUCGACGGCACGAAGGUUCAGGUUGCAAAUUUGGGAGACAGUGGAUUCAUGCAUUUGCGGCCUCGCGCAUGGGGCAUGGAGAUUCUUCAGACCUCCCGAGAGCAAACACAUGGCUGGAAUUGCCCAUAUCAACUGACACGCGUCCCCGAGGCCUUAUUCAAAGACAGUGGCAUCUCCUUUGACUCAGCGGCAGACUGUGAGAAGUACGAGUUGAAAGUUGAACAAGGCAUGGAGGGUUGCCGGGCCGGAUGUGAGGAGCUCAAGGCUCAGAGACCGGUGGAUCUUUUCACCUACUCGGCGCUCUUGGGCCUGGUGGCGCGGAAGCGCCAGUGGCGCACGGCGCAGCACCUCUUGGAAGACCUCCGGCAUGGGGGCCUUUUGCCUGAUGUCUUCAUUUGGAGUGGUGUGCUCAGCUCCUGCGAACGUCACUGGAUGGCAGGCUUGGGGCUCUUUGCCACUGCCAGAAGCCUCAAGAAGACCAACACCAUCGUUUACAACAGUGUUUUGAGCAGCCUGAUGGGACGGUGGUUCUCGUCCCUGGCGCUGCUGGAUGCCAUGAGGUGCUCCAGGGAAGAGGAUACCACCAGCUUCAACUCCGUGAUGACAGCACAGGAGAAAAGUGGCCUUUGGCCUCGUGCCAUGCAGCUCUUGGGUGACUUUGAGCACAGUGGUUUGCAACCUGAUAUUGUCUCAUUGAAUGCGUUGCUGGCAGCGGAUGACAUGGACUGGCGUUGGGCACUCUUCUGGCUAGACACUGCCCAGCGGUGGUCGUUGCAAACCGAUGCCGUGAGUUUCUCAUCAGCCAUCAGCACGAUGGAGAAAGCGGGUCGUUGGCUCGUGGCAUUGCAACUGCUUCACCGAUCAGCGCAGAGGAGGAUUCAGCAGGACAUCAUCAUGUUCAAUGCAACGAUCUCUGCAUGUGAGAAGGGGCAGCAGUGGGAAAGGGCCUUGGCAGUGCUGGAAGAAGCAUGCGGCCUUGAGCUUUUGCCCGACGUCUUUUCCUAUGGUGCAGCGGCCAGCGCCUGCGAGGGCGGUGGCCAUUGGGUCGGUGCCGCUGAGCUCUUGGAGGUCCUCCAAGACAGCCAGCAGCAACCAGAUACAGUCUUGUGCAAUGCGGUGAUUAGCGCCUUGCAGAAGGGCACCUGCUGGCAAAGAUCUCUUGGAUUCUUGGAGGCCAUGCAGACCAGCGGGCCACAGCCCGAUGUGGUGUCCUAUACGGCGGCCAUGUCGGCGUGCGAGAAGGCCAGCGAGUGGCAGAGGACCCUGGUGCUGUUGCAAGCCUUGAAGGCCACGAAGGCACAAGCAGGGAUGGCCUUCAAUGUGUGCAUCAGCGCUUGUGAGCGGAGCAACCAGCUGCAGCAGGCCUUGAGGCUCUUGAGGGAGAUGCGGAAGUCGCAGCUGGAACCCGAUGGCAUCAGCGUGAACUCUGCCCUGCGCGCCUGUGAGCGUGCUUCGGCCUGGGUGGAAGCCCUCCACUUGGCCUCUUUGUCCGAGCUGGACGUGGCCGGGCUGGUGGCAGUGACGGGAGCAUGUGCCUCGGUCCAUGCCAUGCUGCCGCGCUUGCUGUGGAAGGUGGACGUUUGGGGCAUGCGCUCCGCCUCAGAGGCCAACCAGCUUGCCAGGUUGGAGUCUGCGGGAGACAUCCAGCGCAAAAUGAGAAAGGACCACACGCAGUGUGCACCGCGCCUAACCAGGGUGAUGAGUUUGGAUGGUGUUUGGGCGCCAGUGGUGCCACUUCUGGUCACAUACAACCAGAGCGACCUCCUUUUGCUUUUCACGGAUGGGCUCACCGACAACCUUCAUUGGUAUGAGGUGUUGCGCAAAGUGGAUGAGGUGGUUGAGCGCUACGAAGGGCAAGGUGUCAAUCCGGAGGUGCUGGCCUCUGUCCUUGCCAAAACAGCCGAGGAACGAUCCCACGACACAAAGGCCAACACGCCUUUCGCGCAGUCGGCGCGUCGACAUCGGCUGCAUUUUCCAGGCGGCAAGGAAGAUGACAUCACUGUGGUAGCGGCCUGGAUAGCUGGUGAAGAAGCCCAUGAAGGGCAAACAGAUGGCGAAGAUGUGACAAUCGGAACUCUUGAGCAAGCAAGUGCAAGGAAGACCUGCGUUCUUUGUUAG
Molecule: messenger RNA, 6496 nt
Organism: Durusdinium trenchii
Lineage: Eukaryota; Dinophyceae; Suessiales; Symbiodiniaceae
Source: the annotation of a GenBank genome assembly